Molecule: messenger RNA, 3410 nt
Organism: Stegastes partitus (bicolor damselfish)
Lineage: Eukaryota; Metazoa; Chordata; Actinopteri; Pomacentridae
Gene: stard7
Product: StAR related lipid transfer domain containing 7
Exons: 9
Coding region: 58-1284 (408 amino acids)
Molecular function (GO): lipid binding
Source: RefSeq, a predicted model, not a curated record
GUGAGGCCGCAGUCUCCAGGAAAGAUACGCAGGACUUGUGUCACGGUCACAGCUGUCAUGUUUCACUCCGUGUCCCGUCGGCCGAUCUGCGAGGUCGGACUGAACACAGUGAGGCUUCAGGGCGGCAGGUCGUUCAAACGGGCCGUGGAGGAGGGCAAAGGGAAACUGGAGAAGGUCCCCUGGCUGGACAGGAGCGUGGGCCUGCUGCUGUCCUGGCUCCAGAGGGCAGGUGUGGGUGCAAGCGAGGCCGCGGGAUCAGGCCAAAAGAGGAAGGGCUUGCUGUCCAUAUUUGCAGACCACUGUGGCUUUGUGACCGGCCAGAGGCUCCGACGUGCCUGCCAGAUCGGCGAACUUUACUCCAACUUGUACUCCGAGCGAACCAGGUGGACCCUGGUGGGCAACAUAUGGCGCAGGUUUCAGAACAAGCACGCCCCCACUGGGAAACUUGUGGCGGCUCUGGCUGGUGUCUUCAUGUGGGAGAAUGAAAAGAUUCAAGAAGAAGAGAUGCGCAGGUGUGGGCUUGAGCUGCAGGCCCUGGAGUCCGUCAAACGUCUGAGCUCAUCUUCGGGAGGCGUAGCAGGACAACAGGAAGGUGGCUGGGAAGUUGUGAUGGAGAAGAAAGACUUCAGAGUGUGGAAGCGACCGAUUCCCAACAGUCACCUCUAUGAAUACAGAGUAUUGGGCUCCUACAACGAUGUCACACCGAGGCAGUUCUUCAACGUACAGUUGGACACAGAGUACAGGAAGAAGUGGGAUUCUCUAGUUAUCAAGCUUGAGGUGGUGGACAGAGAUGUCAGUACGGGCUCGGAAGUCGUGCACUGGGCGACACACUUUCCUUAUCCCAUGUAUUCGAGGGACUACGUGUACGUGCGCCGCUAUGAUGUUGACGUCAACAACAACUUGAUGAUCUUGGUAUCCAGGGCCGUGCAGCAUCCUCGAGUCCCAGAGAGUCAGGAGUUUGUAAGAGUUCAUUCAUACCAGUCAAAGAUGGUCAUUCGCCCUCACAAGUCCUUCGAUGAGAACGGAUUUGAUUACCUGCUGACCUACAGUGACGACCCUCAGACCGUCUUUCCCCGAUACUGUGUGAGCUGGAUGGUGUCAAGUGGUAUGCCAGAUUUCCUGGAGAAGCUGCACACUGCUGCUUUGCGGGCCAAGAACCUGGAAGUGGGGAUCUACGACUACGCGGGUGUCAUCAAAUCCAGCGACACCAACCGGCAGCCGAGCCAGGAGCGCCACACUGGAGAAAACACGCAUACAGGUGGUUCGGGGCAGAUCUACGCCUGAAAUGGAUUUUUUUUUUUUUUUUUUUUUUUUUUUUUUUUAAAUCUAGGUGUUACGUUUGUGUGUUUUCACUUGCACUUGAAUCCGAAACAAACCCUCCAACCCACAUCAAGGGUACAGUACAUGAACUAAAAUGAAGGUUGCAACCCACACUCACAGACUCUUGUCCAUCCACGGUUAUACUGGUUGUUGAUGGGAUGUCACAAGAACAAUGGACUGUGUUGUUGACAGCGUUACUGUUGCUAUGGAAAUUGUCACCCAGGCUGCUGGUCUUGGCGCUAUUUUUGCUCGGCCAGGCGAUGCCACGUGACACUCUGUUGCCCUCUUUGGUAAUGGCAUAUAUCCUACAACCUUUAUUGAGAUCGAGCCAAAUUUCCUAACUGUAGUGAUGCUUUUGCCAAAGCACUGUUUCUCUCAUUUUAACGGUCUAUGGCUUGUCUUCCGUUAUUUGACUGACUUUACACUCUGUUCAGACCUCCAGCAUCCACAUGACUGUAUUGGUUUCUUUGGUGUGAUCACAGCGAGACGUGGAAAUGCUUUUGCAGCAUUUGACAUGAAACGGUAACUCUUGACUGACUUCUGGUGGACAUCACUGAAAUGUUAACGCUUGGCCACAUUUAUGCACUGACUGAUGAGGAGCUGAAGCCUCUGGGGGAAGCUUUGUAACAGGUGUCUUCAUUUCAUGGAUUUAAAGCAAGUGGUUUCCUGUUUGCUCACAGCAUGAGUGAUUUAUAUGACUGGAAGAGGUGUAUUAAAAAAGAAAAAAAAUCUUGGGGGGGAAAAAAAAUGACACCAUUACUGGAAAAAAUGUCCACAGAAUGUAAAAAAAAAAAGGAAAAAUGUAGGGCUUUUUCUUUGCGCUUUGGGGACGCCAUGAGGUUCAGAGCGUCGGUCUCACCGUGUCUGCGCGAGUGUUGGAAGCUGCCAGCCUUCUGAAGAUAAACCAGUCCUUCAGCAUUAGGGGCAUAGUGUCUUAUAACAACCAUGUAAACCCUCAGAUACAACGGUACUAACGUGCUUCUAGCAAGGCAGUCGUACAGAGACACGCUCUAACAAACCAGUGCCCUUUUUAGAGGAAGCAGUUAUGCCGCAUUGCAAUCCAUUUACAUUUCAUAGGAGCUUUAAACGAUGAAGUUGUCCCAUUUCAGCGUAGAGAUCAUUCUGUUAUCCUGGUGUUCAUCAGUAUAAAUUGCACUCUCGGAGUUGUGGGCGUUUGUAUUUUCUCUGUGUUACUGCGGAUCUUGUACAUUCAUAAAACCAUCGCCUGAGUACUGAAAGUCACUGUUCAAUGAGUAUCCCGAGCUCUGUAACCUUGUUCUCCUGAGUUGUGGUUCUACAGUUUUUGUUCACGUGAGUCCUGCUGAAACUCCACAGAGUUCAUCCUUCCUAGUCGCCCUCGUUGAUGAGCUGUACGCUGCAGGUGUUAUGAAUGUACAGAGAACACCACACGCCGUGGACAUCGCCUAAUAAAGUACACUGUUUACAGCCUGACAGACUGGCGCAAACAUCCUAAAAUCAUUUGUGUUAAGAAAAAAGUAAUCUUGUACUAGUUUCAUGUCCUAAUUUGUGUAGAUGGUACAUCUGAGUGAAUCAGCUGUUUCAAAGUGAACAUGGUGGGUUCCACUUUUGUGAAGGAGGUCCCGUGUAUGAGUGUUUGAGUAUAAUCCUCCUCGUGUCAAAAAUAUAAUUCUGCCCUGUAGUGAAAUAUUUAAAAGAACUUAACAUGUAAGAUAAACUUGAUAUGCUGAAGAUGUAAGGGGAAGAAGUGAAAUGCUCGUUUUUGAUAUUUAUCACAUACUGUCAAAUAAAACUGUGAGACUUUAAAGAUCAUAUUAACUCUAUGAAACAUGCCAUAUUUGCUAACGUUUAGCUUGUGUGCGAAUGUAUAAUUUUAAUGUGGUUUGUGGACACCUGCGUGCCACCUGCAGCGGUCUAGAAGAGUUGUCAUCUUUUUGUGUUCUGCAGGCAGUAUAACAUUUGUUGUGAUUAGCUACCACAUGUGAAUUAAUUUAGGAACAGAUAAAUAAUAAAAGGAUUGUGUGAGUUGGUGCACUCAUAUGAUUUUAAAACAUGAUUGCAAUGGGAGCGCAACUAAUUGGAUCCAAUAAACAGAUCUUCAUGUGUGUUCA